Pocillopora meandrina is the source of this 7985-nucleotide messenger RNA. Lineage: Eukaryota; Metazoa; Cnidaria; Anthozoa; Scleractinia; Pocilloporidae. The record is from the annotation of a GenBank genome assembly.
GCUCGCUGUUCCACGCCAAAUGUUUGUUGUGAUUAUCAAGUGACAAGACCCUCAGUUUGGCAGAACCAACUAAGCCCAGUUUGGGUGGCCAAAUCGAACACCAGAUCGUUCCUGAAUAGGGUCUUUGAGUCAAGAAAUUGCACUUUGAAAAACUGGUGUCCUGGAAAAGAUAAGGUUUGUAUGUGCUAUUUAGUAAUAAGUGAAUUAUGUUUGCGUGAGUAACGCUGUAACUAAUUCGCGACAGACUUACACUAUUAGAAUGUUAUCAAAACUUUGACACACAUGUACAUCUUAACACUGUCUCUUUUUUUUUUCAAUCACGUUUUUUCCUUUGUCGAGAAAUAAGGAGUGUCCGAUUCAAAUCAUUCUCUGUGCAUUAUUCAACAAUGAAUUUGACGCUAAUUUCAUUUGAAUUUUUCUUAUUUUUCCUUUUUUGUCAAAACAGAUUUACUAGUAACCACUGAGUAUUAAGCGACGUCAAUGUCACGAACACCUCAAGCGUAUUCUUUACAUUUCUGCCUUUUUUGUCUGGAGACUAUCCAUAUCAGUGCAGCAAAGAGGCACAACCUUACGAUAAAAGAGCAUUCUAUAUCGAUCAGCUCUAAUCCUCUUCUGCUUUAAAACGGUUUUCACUUCCGCGCCUCCAUCCAAUUACGAUAUUUAACAUAACGUUUUAUUUUCUAACACGCAUGCAAACAAAAGGAAACAAUUUCUUCACAAAUAAAGUUUUGCGAAUUUUAAAGUCCUAAAGAUUACAUUCUCAGCCUGGAUGCUAUACCUUGCGACAUAACACGCAUUUUUUUUGUAAUCGUUGAGUGGUUAAUUUCAGCCGCGGAAAGUUUAUACUGUAAACAGUUAUUACAUUGUGACUUUUGAGUUGUUAACUGUGCCUUGCUCAUCAGCACCUCGGAGGGCGGGUCCUAACCUAUCUCAUUGAAGCCAAAUUCCUUCUCGUACUUUCUACUGAUAUAGAUAUCGAAAGAAAAGAUUAACUGUUAACUCUUCAAUUUAAGAAAAGCCGUCUCUGUUGCUUAUAAGGGGCUAUUCAUGUGCUAUCUGCGGGAGUUUAUUCACCAAUUAAUCUGGCGUAAAACAUUUACGAAAGGAAUGUUUCCCUAUACACAUAAGAAGUCUUUAGAAAUAUUGUUCUAAGCUCCUAUUGUUUCUUUGAAAUUGCCGACACAGCCGGAUCUUGCGUGCAGUUUGGCAGGGAUAAAAAAACAAAAGUUUUUCUUUUAGUCUCCAUGCGGAAAUAUCAGCAAAUUGAAUAGAAGGAAAACUAAAGCGGAUGGUUUUCUCUAUGGCAAAGUUAUCGUUUUUGUUGCACCAUAUUUAGCCAGUAAUCAGCCUAUUCGUAGAUCUAGGUAUUUACUCAAGCUAAAUUCCAACACUUUCGUUCCGGGGUAUUAAUAGUAAGGCUUUAAAGAUAACAAAUCUUUAUUUGCUUGUGACAUAACUUUUAAAUCUAUCUGCAAUACGAAGCCGUCCUUUUGUUAAAUACCUGCUUAAUCAUAUGAUAGAGGAAGUUCUUAAACCUCAUCUCAUUGAUGCCCUCUGGCUGGCAUAUUCGUCACAAAAUUGCUUGGUAUUUCCACAUCAAUGCAUAAUUGAUUUCAAUUUGGCUUCACUUAAGACCAAUCACAACUUUUCCGCUUUUCAACACAUGAAAAAAAAAAAAAAAAAAGCCAUGACGAUUUCGCUCGUUGCAUCUAAAUUAUUUAUUACUGACCCAUUGUGUUAAAAUGUGUCAAGGAAGUCGCUUCUCACUGCGGCAAAGCUAUCAACUUAUCAUUCAGCGGAUUGCCCUUUCCCUGGGCUCAGUUUUCCUUGGAAAAUACGACCCUUAUCAAAUUGUCCAAUUUCCGGCUGAAACAAUAAACUUGGCAGUUCAUCAACUCAUCUCACGAGUCUGAACUUUUUUGGUCUUGAAACGCGAGUCUUUUGUCAUUCAAAAUAGAAUGACGUACAUCUGGAGGGACGAAAAUUUCAACCACGUAGUAGGAUUAGCAAUAAAAUAAUACUGUCCUGCAUAGUGGGCAGAAAAAAUUUCGAGUACUGUCACAAUCAUUGACCGCGCGUAUCUGCUGCAGUAGUAGAUACGUAUCGAAUAUUUGGUAGGUUUUGUCUUUAAUUGAUUUUUUCAUCGAAUUAUUAAUGAUACUUACUGAUUUUUACCAAAAAAUCGGGUAUUUGCGAAUGAAAGAGGUCUCUAAGGAAAACUCCUAUAAAACUUAAUUUGAUUUUGUUGGAAAAGCAUAAGUUUUAGAUUGUACAUCGUCAAAUUCCACGUUGGACUCGAAAUGCUAGUCACUUUGAGAGGUUUUGUGAAUGUUAUCACAAAAAUGCGUACAGCUUUCAUUUAAUAGGAUGUUGACCACACAUGAGGGCUUCAUUAUUGGCCUAGCUGACAGACUCGUGGAAUUUCUCAGGCAAAGACUGGAAAAUCGCUGAGGUUCCUCUGGUUGUAACAUCAAAUUGUAAUAGUGUUUGAAUUGAAUAAGAGCGCUCUGCAUUUCAAAGUAGUGAGAACUAAAAAAUUCAAGCAGUGCUGUCUAAACUAAUUUGCAUGUAGUUCAAGAAUGCCGUUGUUUACAGUCAGUACUUCAUUCAUUAGGUUUUUUUUUAACCUAUUACGCCCGUGAUUGUUAUGUAAGGUGGCAAUUCAUUGAGAAAGAAUACUUCUAUUCUUGACGUUUCUGUCGCAAUUUUUAAAGGUUUGUUGAUUUAGCGCCAAAAAAUUACAUUUUGUUUAGUUAUCCUCUAUUUUGUCUCCCGAGGAGACUGCCCUCGUCGGUGCAGCUUAUCUUCGUUGUUUUGUUACUGAGUGAUAGAUGUUAUCUAUGUUAGCGUCGUUUCAAACAGGAUUACGACAGCGAUAGAUACAAGUUUGAGAGACCCGAAACACAUAGAUGAUUUAAGCACAUAAACUCCGUAACAGUUACGACCAACUUUAGGUAGCAAAGAGUUUACUACGACGUUUACUAUUAGCGACAGACAUCUGUUGGACAAAGUUUUAAUUGAUAGUGAGAAUUUGUCAGUUAUGUUUUUUAUUUUCUAAAUACAGAUAAGCAGAGAAUUUGAUUUUAUCAUAUUUUUUUAUGAUAUAUUGAAAAAAUGCCAUUCUCUGUUUGUUACAACUUCUUGUUUCAGUUUUCCUGAACGUACAGGCACGAAAAUGGCGCGAAAUGGGGUGGCGUUCACUGCUCAUUUUCCCGCCAGUCAGGCAUCUCUGCAAAGCACUGCGCCGCACAGUUCCAAGAAUUUUGCAUUUACUUACGACGACUUAUACAACUGUUUGUAUCGCCACAAUGAGCUACAACUAAUCGACAUCGAAGCAUUCAAAGCACAAAGAAAAUCAAGUCAAACAGACGCGGAAAAACAAAAGGAAACGACUAGUAAGUUAACAAAACAAACCAUUUUAAUCUUUACAACAUUGCGUGCCAAAUUAUAAAUGUCCUAUAGUACUUAAUAACGAUAUUACCUCGAAUUCAAUCUUGUAUUCAGCAAAUUUGUCUUGCAUUAAUCUUAUUGCUGCUGUCAAUUUGUGAUCUUGAGGCUUUUUGCAAGUUGAUCCCUCUAUGCAUUUUUUUUUGUCUCAUAAAAACAAACUGUGGAGAAACAGCAUAAAAAUGAACAUCGAUAACUUGCGCUCGAGAAAUGGAUGCGAGUCAUCUUAACCGCAAAAGCAAUACAAUUGUUGUUUUUUCGAAACCCAAUUUUCCGGUUUAAACCGAAAGGGAAGUGAGUUGUGAGUAUUUGCUGGUUGCAGGGGAAGACCCCCUGAAGUAGAAUGUUAUGAUUACACAAGUACCGCAUUGAACACGAGAAACUAGAAUAUUCGAAGGAAAAAAAUCGGUUUUCUUAUAAAAUAGACUUUGUUUGUUGUGGUGUUAAAAAUAGUACCUGUUAAUCUUUAUUCUACCGCCAGACAUACCAUGGUGAAAGUGGUUUUUGUCCAUUGUCUACAACAGCGUUGCUAUAACAGGAAUUGUAAUUACUUCCUUCUUUAAGGAGAGGAUCUUCUUAAAGGCAAAAAUCUAAAAUUGAACAGAUUUUCUUUCAUAGUUUCCAAAUUCUGGUCAUGUUCACUUAGCCCGCCCAACUGGACGACUAAAUCACCCUUGAAGCUUGCUUGAACCGAUAUACCACUUAAGGUCACGACAUUUCCGGCAAGCGGAAACUUCGGCAAAUUUUGUUUUAUCAUCAUUGCAUUGAAAAUCCCCACGAUGCAAGAUUUGGUGGGCGGAGCUACCAUGGCGCGCGAGCUCACACAGAUGACAGAACGCUUUGUUGAAAUUUUUAACAUUUUUCAAUUACGUGUCUGGAGAUAACUCUUCGUAUCCAAUGUCGGAAGAAGCUUUGCCAAUGUCGGUACCUUUGAAGCUUUAUUAAUAUCUUUCGUUAACAGUGUUUUCUUUAUUUUAAAGUGAAUAGUUCUGGCAAUCACCCCGAUUUUGAACAAACCUUUACAAUCACUAUUGGAAAAGAAAGAUUGCGAAAAAAAAUUAAGAAAGGGGGGAGGGGGGGGAAGGUAUUCCCAAGCAAUAUUUCGACCUCACGCUGGGGGCUCUGUUUUAGAACUGAACUGUCACAAUGUUCCGUCCGUUUUGUGUCUUCCUUUCUUUUGCUUUGUUAAAGUAAUUCCCUGACAAUGUGUCUCUUUUAGUUCCCUCAACAAAGCUUUUUUUCUGAAAAACUUACUGAACAAUCUUAUGUUAAACGGUUCUGAACUGGGUCAAAAGCUUUCUUCGUAUAAGUCAUGACCAUGAUUCACAGAAGAGCCUUUUCCUGAGCACUACUGUGUAUUCUAAGAGAAUGCUGAAGCCACGAAUGUGACUGCCAUUACGUGAUUAUGGCCUAAAAAUGAUUAGUCUUGUAUUUGUAUCGUGGCUGUUGUUUAUAAUGGCUAACUUACCUCUUGCACAAAUAUUUUUCUUCUGAAUUUUGAGCCAUUUUCGUUUUGUGAGAAUCUUUUACCAAACGGAAAGCGUGGUUGAAUCCAUUUUUUAAGGGAUCAAAGGUCAAUUUUUUACUGGCACCAUCUGAAGUUGUGCUCUAAUGAUUAUAACAUUUUAUUCAGGAAAAAAGCGUUUCCCCUCCUGAUAAAACUAAACACGUGUAAUUCAGAUUGUAAACGUAUGUUAGCCAAAGGUAAUUUGCGUGGAAUGUGGCAAAAACUUUCCUGUCUUACUUCCUAACUUAAUUCACUCCUCUGGACAGUCUCUUUUUGUGUUAUGAUUUUGGAUUUGCUCCAAAAGUUUCGUUUGUCUGCCAAAACAAACCACGUCCGGGAGAUAAUUGAGGGUGGGAGAGGGGGUGAGUGGGGGACUCCAUACCCAGGGGGCUGGGAGUCUGUACUACCAACACAUACGCUGCUUGUGCAACAAUGAAAAAUGCCUCUGUUACAGUAGAAAAAUAACAUGAUAAUUUUUCCUUUUUGAAUUCGUAGACUGUGAUGCAUGUCGUUCAAAGCAAGACGCAUGUCCAGUGCACAAAGUUCCAAAUUCUGGAAGGAAACUUCUUAUUCCAGGACAGAAACAACCGGUCAAAUUUAGUUACGCCAUAGCGUCCUUUCCAGAAGAAGUGCAGCUCUGUGUGUCAAGUAUUCCUGGGGCAGGUUGUGGAGUCUGCGCAAAGCAACAUAUUCCUGUGGGCACGUGGAUUGGACCAUAUGAAGGAAAACUUGUUAAAUAUGAUGACGUUAAACCCAAUACAGACACCUCUUACAUGUGGGAGGUAAGUCCCUUAUUUUGAAACCAAAAGAAAGUCAAAAUCGAAGUAUCUGAGGGCGGAUGUAUUAGGAAAAUGGAAACUGUACUUAAUUUACUAAAAUCUUGACUGAAACGUAAUUUCUUUGGACCCUUAGGACUGCUUCACCUGUGUGUGUGUUUUUUUUUUCUUGCAGCUAGACAUGUGUUUUCUAGGUUACCAUUAGUUACAGAGUCAUAACUACUUUAUUUUUGCAUCGACCAUUUGCAGAUUUACCAAGAUGGCAAGCUCUCCCAUUACUUGGAUGCCAGCGACGAAAACACCUCGAGUUGGAUGCGAUUCAUCCGAUGCGCACGAUAUAGGGAAGAGCAGAACCUCUUCUCGUUUCAGUACUGCGGAAACAUCUACUACCGGGCUUUCAGAGAGAUAUCCGUAGGGACGGAACUUCUCGUAUGGUACGAUGAAAAAUAUCCUCAGGAUAUGGGAAUACCACUGGAAGUUCAAGAUAUGGCACUUGUGGACCCCAACGGUAUGUCAUAACAAUGACGAAGCAACUUAGUUUAGGUAAUUGAAAAAAUAUUGCUUUUAGGCUCUCAGUGUUUAAGAAACGAGCCAUUGGUAUGAAGUUCUAGGAUCAGUGGUCGGCUUAGUGCUAUUCUUUUAAAAUGAAAGAUUUUCAUAUUUUCUAAGGGAAGUUAAAACUGUAAAUGGCAAACAAAGAUCAUUCUUUACCUCGAAGAAGGUUUUCUUUAUUUAAUUAUUAGCUAUUAUUUGUCACAGUUGGGUUUUAUCAUUAAAAGCUCUUUUCGAUAGUGCCCUCGAAUGGGGCAGGAGUCCGAUCCGCUUAAACGUAACUUAGCAUUCAAUCAUUUGAUCAGAUUGCUUAUCCACCUUUUGCUUAUUAAAUGCUAUUCACGAACCUCGCCGUCCUUCUCUCUAGGUACCAGACUCCUUCAAGAGGUCUUAGCAGCACAAGGUCAAACGCAACCUUCAGAUCGACCGAUCAACACCAGGCAAUUUUCUAUGCCCGCAGUUUCAAGUCAGCCAACGGUUGUUUCAAUUACUCCUACGAAGACAUCUUCCCGAAAAUCACCCCUCCCUGUUCCUCGUGACAACAUGAAAGAGAGACCCUCGCCUACGUCUCCAAAUGACACUCGUAUUUCGUGGCACCACAAGGUUCCAAAUCCUACUAUUUCUCACAGCGCCAUUCCCAUAGGGAACAAUUUCGUCCAGGCUGAGCGAACUCGAAAAGUGGAGCCGGUCGCUUUAAAAGAGGAAAGGGUUGUUAUUGAGGAUUGUGAUGACGACAGAAGGUUCAAUUUAGCUGAAGGAUCAGAGAUGAGCCUUAUGAAAUGCGGUCAAUGUAGUCAGUCAUUCGCGCAGAAGAACAUGCUCCAGGUUCAUGUAUGCCCGCGUAUGCCUAGGAGACCUUACACAUGUAGCUACUGCUCUGAAUCUUUCUCUUUACCUAACGAACUGCGCACGCAUGUUGUCACUCACGCUAAUGAUAAGCCAUUCAAGUGCGGCUAUUGCUCGCGCACAUUUGCUGGAGCGACAACGCUGAACAACCAUAUUAGAACACACACGGGAGAGCGACCAUUUCUUUGUGAUAAAUGUGGCAAAUCUUUCACACAGGCAUCCCAGCUGAGCAAACAUCAACGAAUUCCUCACGAAUGCAAGUACUAGGUCUGUAAUUUAGUAUCACUAUUGUUUAGGAAUUUCAUCGCCUACAGGACACGUAUUUUUAUUUAGCCUUUUUGACGACAGGGUUUUUAAUCUUCACACGAUGAAAACUCUAUAUCAACAUUUCUUGAAAUCUUUAAAAUCAGAUAAUUUGAUCCUUAUUUACAGCGUAAGUCUUGAGGCGAAUUAUUGUGAUGGCUCGCUUAAAAUUUUGGCGCGUUUUGUAGCAAUGUUUAUCUUCAACAGGUGCUGGCAAGCGCAACUGUACAAAGCUUCAAUUGUCCGAGAAUGAGACAUAAUUUAAGCCGACGCGACUUCUUCACUAACUGAUAGUUGAGUGUAAUGUUUCUGUAUCCGAAAUUUGCUGGUUAUGUUUUUUAUUUGAAAAAAUCACCACAAUGGUCACUUCAUAUUUUAUUUGACCCGCAAGAUCUUUUUUCAUAUCUGACAUAUGGUUUUCUUUACACCACGAAGAAUUUUUUAUCGCUAAGACGAUGAACCUCGCAUCAAGCGGGGAGUAUAGAGAAAUGUAAAAACAAUAUGUACAUUGAAAUGUGUAAAUAAAUAGAUAAAUAAAUAAAACAAAAGACCCU